UCAAUCAAAGUAACUUGUCAAAAUAAAUUGUAAACAAAAAUAUUUUAAUAAAAAUAUAAAACUACAAUUAUCCUAUUUGAAUAUUUGACUAUUAGAUUCUGGAUGGUUCAAUUACUAUCUAAUAAAAUGUCUGGGGAUGGUUCUGGUGGUGUCGGCGGUGGAACACAAGUGGCACUGGUUACCGGAGGCUAUGACCACACAAUCAAGCUUUGGCAAGCGCACAGCGGAGUCUGUUUACGUACUAUGCAACACCCUGACUCUCAAGUCAAUGAUUUGGAAAUAACACCAAAUGGCCAAAUGGUAGCUGCAUGUGGCUAUCAACACAUCAGGAUGUAUGAUCUUGCCAGCGCCAAUCCAGAUCCUGUGAUGAACUUUGAGGCUAUCACUAAAAAUGUAUCAAGAGUAGGUUUCCAGGAAAAUGGGCAAUGGAUGUACACAGGAGGUGAAGAUUGCACAGCAAGGAUAUGGGAUCUAAGGGCAGGGCGACCAUUCCAGUGCCAGCGCAUCUUUGAGGUGCCAGCACCAGUGAAUACAGUAGUGCUGCACCCAGACCAGUCACAGAUUAUGGUUGGCGGCCAGAGCGGCAUCAUACACAUAUGGGACCUCAAGACUGAUCACAAUGAACAACUGAUACCAGAAGCAGAGGCAUCUAUCCAAGAUAUAGCGAUUGAUCCAUCGGGUAAGCUGAUGGCUGCUGUGAACAACAAAGGCAGCUGCUACGUGUGGUCGCUGGCGGGCAGUCCACCGCGCCCCGCGCCUCGCAAACAUCUGCGCGCGCACAACAAAUACGCGCUGCGCUGCAAAUUCAGCCCUGACUCCACUAUGUUAGUGACGACGUCAGGCGACUGCUCGGCGCGUGUAUGGCGCACGAGCGACUGGUCGCUACUGCGUGAGCUGCGACACGACGCGCAACGUUGGGUGUGGGAUGCAGCCUUUAGCAUCGACUCACACUACCUCUUCACUGGUUCAUCAGACAGCUAUGCAAGACUUUGGGAUCUAGAGAAAGGCACAUUAGAAAGGGAAUACUGCGGACAUCAGAAACCAAUAACUGCUUUAGCAUUUAGAGAUCAAGCUGUGUAAGCCAAUAUACAAAUUAAAAGACAAUUCCUUGGCGUAGUAUUUGUAUGCCAUGACAUAUAAGUUUACUCUAUGUUCACUGGAAUCCUACAAUUUAUGUCCGAUUGUACAUACCACUGUAUUAUUGUGUUCACAUUUACUAAGUAAAUGUUACAAUGUAAGAAACAAAAUAAAACUCAAGUAUGCA
Molecule: messenger RNA, 1264 nt
Organism: Papilio xuthus (Asian swallowtail)
Lineage: Eukaryota; Metazoa; Arthropoda; Insecta; Lepidoptera; Papilionidae
Gene: Lst8
Product: MTOR associated protein, LST8
Exons: 8
Coding region: 103-1080 (325 amino acids)
Biological process (GO): TOR signaling; regulation of actin cytoskeleton organization
Cellular component (GO): TORC1 complex; TORC2 complex
Molecular function (GO): protein binding
Source: RefSeq, a predicted model, not a curated record